Messenger RNA from Ctenopharyngodon idella (grass carp), 2333 nucleotides. RefSeq lists its product as uncharacterized. Bases 156 to 548 code for a protein of 130 amino acids. The record is from RefSeq and is a predicted model, not a curated record. Lineage: Eukaryota; Metazoa; Chordata; Actinopteri; Cypriniformes; Xenocyprididae. The transcript is spliced from 2 exons.
GACGGCCCCCCGCUGUGAACUCGACGGUGUUGGACUCCAAUCAGAGCUGGAGUCCAGCCAAACCCAAACACUGCAGAGCUGCUCCAAGAGGAUGUGCGUAUGUAGUCCUGAGAGCUUUAUCAGAGUGCACUAACAACACGCUCCUGGUGAAUACCAUGAAGCCCAAGUCUCUCUGUGUCCCGCGGCUUGGCCUCUUUGAGGACGUUACUGGCAGAUACAGGCGGCAGGUCGAUACCGGUGCACCGGAGCAGAGCCUCGAUCAACCGGAGGAGAAGAGGCCCAGAGCUCUGCCCUUCACUGUACUGCAGGAGAGAUCUCCAUACGAGCCCUUAGUGGAAAAUGACAGCCAACACAAACUAAAGGAGGAAAAGAAAGCAAAAAAGAAAGAAAAAUAUAAAAAAUACAAAAAGAAUGUAAGAAAAGCUCUUCGCUACAGCUGGAAAUGUCUGAUGUUGGGUCUGCAGAACUUCACUGUGGGAUACUCCACCCCUCUCUCUGCUGCUGCCACAAUUGUUCCAGAUUUCCACCCGGGAGGAGCCUGGGGUUGAGAGAAUCUGUGACCAGCAUUUCUACUUUACUGUCAGGACCCAAAAUCUUCUUAUAUGGAGCAGAUAAUACUGCACAUCCAGAUGCUGAUUAACAAAUGGACCAUUCUUCUGCCCUGGACAGAUCAACCUCUCAUGCUGUAAAUUGUUGUAAAUAUCUGAUUUUUGGAUUUGUGAUGAAGUGGAGGUUGACACAUUGCUAUUGUGAUCUACAGCUAUAGGGAAGACAUGCUGUAUAUCUUUUUUUAAUACUCAGUUCUGUCUGUGUACACUACCGGUCAAAAGUUUGGAAACAUUACUGUUUUUAAUGCUUUUGAAUGAAGUCUCUUAUGCUCAUUAAGGCUGCAUUUAUUUCAUAAUAAAUACAGAAAAAAACAAUAAUAUUGUGAAAUAUUAUUACAAUUUAAAAUUAUGGUUUUCUAUUUUAAUAUACUUUAAAAUAUAAUUUAUUUCUGUGAUCAAAGCUGAAUUGUCAGCAUCAUUAUUCCAGUCUUCAGUGUCACAUGAUCCUUCAGAAAUCAUUCUAAUAUGCUGAUUUGAUGCUCAGUUAUUAUCAAUGUUGGAAACAGUUGUGUUGCUUAAUAUUUUUUUGGAACCGUGAUACUUUUUUCAGGAUUCAUUGAUGAAUAAAAGUUUAAAAAGAACAGCAUUUAUUCAAAAUAUAAAUCUUUUCUAACAAUAUAAAUCUUUACUAUCACUAUUAUCAAUUUAACACAUCCGUGCUGAAUAAAAGUAUUAAUUUCUUUCAAAAAAAAGAGAAAGAAAAUAAAUUACUGACCCCAAACUUUUAAACUGUAGUGUAUAUUGUUACAAAAGAUUUCUAUUUCAAUUAAAUGCUGAUAUUUUUUAACUUUUUAUUCAUCAAAGAAUCCUGAAAAAGUAUCACAGGUUAUAAAAUAAUAUUAAGCAGCACAACUGUUUCCAACAUUGAUAAUAAAUCAGCAUAUUACAAUGAUUUCUGAAGGAUCAUGUGACACUGAAGACUGGAGUAAUGAUGCUGACAAUUCAGCUUUGCAUCACAAAAAUAAAUUAUAUUUUAAAAUAUAUUAAAAUAAAAAAACAUAAUUUUAAAUUGUAAUAAUAUUUCACAAUAUUAUUGUUUUUUCUGUAUUUAUUAUAAAUGCAGCCUUAAUGACCAUAAGAGACUUCGUUAAAAAACAUUAAAAAUAGUAAUGUUUCCAAACUUUUGACUGGUAGUGUAUAUUUCGCUAUGAUUGAAAGUGAAUUUCUGUGUCAAAGUAAUGAAAUAUUCUUAUAGAUAGUACAAUAGGCAACUAACAUUUUUACUGAAUCUGUAAUUAUUUUAUGCAUAUAUGCUGGAAGUUGCAAGAGAUGGUCACCUGAUUUCAUUCCAAAUAUUUUAUUUGCAACUCACUGUAUAGAUGUCAUUUUAACAUAGGCGAAAGUGAUUUAUCUUUAAAAGGCAUGUCCAUGCUCUGUAAAGGGAGUUUAAUGAGCUCUGCUAUUAAAUGUUUUAUUUGUUUUUGUUAAUUUCAUGGACAAAAAAAAGAGAGGAUUUGCUUGACAGAGAGGGCAUUGAAUGUUCUUAGAGAAGGAAGUAAGAGUAAGUGUUUUCAAACUGUAAUUAGGGCAAGAGCUUUAGAGACAAAGGAAGGGAUUAUGAGGAACCACAACAGGAAAAGACAAUCUGGCACCAGACAGAGAAACAGAUGAGCCAUGACUUGUUUAAUAGGGUUAGUGAAACUGAGUGUCAUGCUUGUAACACCUGCUUAAAAUGAAUUCCAAGAAAUGUUAUUGAAAAAAUAAGAUUAAAAAAAAAAAAUCAGA